Molecule: messenger RNA, 2863 nt
Organism: Drosophila bipectinata
Lineage: Eukaryota; Metazoa; Arthropoda; Insecta; Diptera; Drosophilidae
Gene: Mcm2
Product: DNA replication licensing factor Mcm2
Biological process (GO): mitotic DNA replication initiation; double-strand break repair via break-induced replication; DNA replication
Cellular component (GO): nucleus; MCM complex
Molecular function (GO): single-stranded DNA helicase activity; ATP binding; 3'-5' DNA helicase activity
Source: RefSeq, a predicted model, not a curated record
UGUAACUUUUUCCCGCGCAUUUCACACGCGUCGGCACAACAAAAGAUCGGAAGUAAAGAACCCAGAUUCCAAACUCAUUCCGAGCCAAACAGACGCGCGAAAUGGACAAUCCUAGCUCUCCGCCGCCAAAUACUCCCAGCGACGCCGUAGAUCGCCGGGAACUGCGAGCCGCGAUGACUUCGCCGGUGGGCGACUUUGAGCCAUUCGAAAACGAGGAUGAGAUCCUUGGGGAUCAGACUGUGCGAAAUGAAGAGGACGAGGAGGAUGGGGAGGAGCUGUUCGGGGAUAAUAUGGAAAACGACUACCGUCCCAUGCCGGAACUGGACCACUACGAUCCGGCGAUGCUCGAUGAUGAGGACUUCUCAGAGAUGUCGCAGGGCGAUCGCUUUGCUGCCGAGUCUGAGAUGCGGCGUCGGGAUCGUGCCGCUGGCAUCCACCGCGACGAUCGUGAGCUGGGCUUUGGUCAGUCCGACGAUGAGGAUGAUGUGGGUCCCCGGGCCAAGAGACGCGCCGGAGAAAAGGCCGCCGUGGGUGAGGUGGAGGACGCCGAGAUGGUCGAGUCCAUCGAGAACUUGGAGGAUACUAAGGGACACUCCACCAAGGAGUGGGUGAGCAUGCUGGGACCGCGCACCGAGAUCGCCAAUCGAUUCCAGUCCUUCCUGCGUACCUUUGUCGAUGAUCGCGGCGCGUAUACCUACCGUGAUCGCAUCCGCCGGAUGUGCGAGCAGAACAAAUCAUCGUUCGUAGUCUCCUACACGGAUCUGGCCAACAAGGAGCACGUUCUGGCUUACUUCCUGCCGGAGGCACCUUUCCAGAUGCUCGAGAUCUUCGACAAAGUGGCCAAGGACAUGGUUCUCUCCAUUUUCCCCACCUACGAGCGCGUCACCACCGAGAUCCAUGUGCGCAUUUCCGAGCUUCCGCUUAUCGAGGAGCUGCGCACAUUCCGCAAGCUGCAUUUAAACCAGUUGGUACGCACCUUGGGCGUAGUCACAGCCACCACGGGGGUCCUGCCACAGUUGUCGGUGAUCAAGUACGACUGCGUCAAAUGUGGCUACGUCCUGGGUCCCUUUGUCCAGUCGCAGAACACAGAAAUCAAGCCAGGAUCAUGCCCAGAGUGUCAGAGCACAGGACCCUUUUCCAUCAACAUGGAACAGACGCUGUAUCGGAAUUACCAGAAGAUCACGCUGCAGGAGUCGCCGGGAAGGAUUCCCGCUGGACGUAUCCCCCGAAGCAAAGACGUCAUCCUGCUAGCCGAUUUAUGCGAUCAGUGCAAGCCCGGAGAUGAGCUGGAGGUCACUGGCAUUUACACCAACAAUUACGAUGGUUCCCUGAACACGGAUCAGGGAUUCCCCGUUUUUGCCACUGUGAUCAUUGCCAAUCAUGUGGUCGUGAAGGACUCCAAACAGGUGGUGCAGUCGCUGACGGACGAGGACAUAGCCACCAUCCAGAAGUUGAGCAAAGAUCCGCGCAUCGUCGAGCGUGUUGUGGCCUCUAUGGCGCCGUCUAUUUACGGACAUGAUUACAUCAAGCGAGCCUUGGCUUUGGCUUUGUUUGGCGGAGAGUCCAAGAAUCCUGGCGAGAAGCACAAGGUGAGGGGCGACAUUAAUCUGCUGAUCUGUGGAGAUCCCGGCACGGCCAAAUCGCAGUUCCUCAAGUACACCGAGAAGGUGGCACCGCGAGCAGUUUUCACAACCGGCCAGGGAGCCAGUGCCGUGGGUCUGACGGCCUAUGUGCGUCGCAAUCCCGUCUCCAGGGAGUGGACCUUGGAAGCUGGUGCCUUGGUCCUGGCAGAUCAGGGAGUUUGUCUGAUUGACGAGUUCGACAAGAUGAACGACCAGGAUCGGACCUCUAUCCAUGAAGCUAUGGAACAGCAAUCGAUUUCCAUAUCCAAGGCGGGCAUAGUCACCUCUCUUCAGGCUCGCUGCACGGUGAUUGCCGCUGCCAAUCCCAUUGGUGGCCGCUACGAUCCUUCCAUGACGUUCUCCGAGAAUGUAAACUUGUCGGAGCCCAUCCUAUCUCGUUUCGAUAUCCUGUGCGUGGUCAAGGACGAGUUCGAUCCCAUGCAGGACCAGCAGCUGGCCAAGUUCGUGGUGCACUCACAUAUGAAGCACCAUCCCAGCGAGGAAGAGCAACCGGAAAUGGAGGAGCCACAGCUGAAGACUGUCGAUGAGAUCCCACAAGAUCUCCUGCGCCAAUACAUUGUUUAUGCCAAGGAGAACAUCCGCCCCAAGCUUACAAACAUUGAUGAGGACAAGAUCGCCAAGAUGUAUGCCCAGCUGCGCCAGGAGUCCUUCGCCACUGGAUCGCUGCCCAUUACGGUGCGACACAUUGAGAGUGUGAUCCGUAUGUCCGAGGCCCAUGCCCGCAUCCACUUGCGCGAAAACGUCCUGGAGGCGGACGUCAGCAUGGCCAUCCGCAUGAUGCUGGAGAGCUUCAUCGAAGCCCAGAAGUUCAGUGUGAUGAAGAAGAUGCGCAACACAUUCCAGAAGUACCUGGCCUUCCAAAAGGAUCACUCCGAGCUGCUCUUCUUCAUUCUCCGCCAACUUACCCUCGACCAGCUGGCCUAUAUCCGUUGCAAGGACGGCCCCGGAGCCACGCACGUUGAGAUCAUGGAGCGGGAUCUGAUCGAGAGGGCCAAGCAGCUGGACAUUAGUAACCUAAAGCCCUUCUACGAGUCGGACCUGUUCCGCACCAACGGCUUUUCGUACGAUCCUAAGCGUCGUAUCAUCCUCCAGAUUGUAGUCGAUGGAAACACUGCUUAGGUUAUGGAGGCACCCCAUUACGUUUCGUAUUCCAAUCUCAUUUAGUUAAGGAAGUCUCAUCCAUGUUUUGUUACCACCACCCAUUUUCUAAUAAAGUUUGA